UAUUGAAUGCAGAGAGAAGCUUUUAUCAACUUUAGUAUUACCAAAAAAAAAAAACUUUAGUAUUACCACACAUACUUGUUUCUGUUUUCGAAAAAUAUGUCAAAGAAACCUAUGAAAUACUAUGUCGUGGAUGCUUUCACGGAGUUGCCAUUCAAAGGAAACCCAGCAGCAGUGUGUCUAUUAGACGAAGAAGAAGAAGUUAAAGGCGAUGACUGGUUGCAAUCAUUAGCUGCUGAAUUUAACAUUCCAGUUACUUGUUAUUUGAUUCCUAUUCAUGGAACCUCGAAAUCUAAUCCCCAUUUUCGUCUCAGAUGGUUUACUUCUAUCGUCGAGGUUGAUAUUUGUGCUCAUGCCACAUUAGCAGCUUCACAUGCACUGUUUUCUUAUGGUUUGGUGAACAACAAUGCUACAAUUGAAUUUGUGACAAACUCUGGAAAUUUAACUGCGAAAAAGAUCUCAGUCAGAACCAAUGGUGAAGCAUCUAAGGAUGCUGCAUUUUAUGUUGAACUGAAUUUUCCUGUUGACCCUAUUACAAAAUUCAAGUUUGAUGAUACUUUGGUUAUUUCUAAAGCAUUGAAAGGUGCUUCCAUAGUUGAUAUAAUGAGGACACAAAUUCAAGAUGACAUACUUGUUGUGGUUACAUCUGGAGAAAAUGUCACAGAAAUUGAACCACUAUUUGAUGAAAUUGUUAAAUUACAAGGAAGGAAGAUAAGUGUAUCCGGGAUUGCGCCUCCUGACUCGGAAUUUGACUUCUAUCAUCGACUUUUCGCCCCAAAACUCGGAGUCAAUGAGGAUCCUGUUUGUGGAAGUAUCCAUUGUAGCUUGGCAACCUAUUGGAGCAAGAAGCUGGGAAAAACUGAUUUAAAGUCUUAUCAAACAUCAGUCAGAGGAGGAGCGGUCCAUGUUUGUAUUGAUGAACAAAAUAAAAGAGUGUUUCUGCGCGGGAAGGCUGUUAUAGUGAUGGAAGGGUGUGUUCUUGUCUAGUCGUCAUCUUCCUAGCAUUGUACUAAGCAUCUUCAACAAAGCAUGUCUUUGAUAGUGACAGACUUAUUAUUAUGUCCAUCAUUCACUUAAGUUAACUGUAUUAGAGAGGUAUCGUGCACUCUUCCAUAUUUUAAAUUGCAUUUGUUGUUUCUAUAUUUAUUUAUC
This is a messenger RNA of Vicia villosa (hairy vetch), 1149 nucleotides long. RefSeq lists its product as uncharacterized. The record is from RefSeq and is a predicted model, not a curated record. NCBI's taxonomy places the organism in Eukaryota, Viridiplantae, Streptophyta, Magnoliopsida, Fabales, Fabaceae. The transcript has 6 exons. Gene Ontology annotation, biological process: biosynthetic process. Gene Ontology annotation, molecular function: isomerase activity. Bases 97 to 984 code for a protein of 295 amino acids. Gene Ontology annotation, cellular component: cytoplasm.